UGCACGUACAGCUGAUUUGCAACCCGCCGAAGCUACAGCAGAGAAGGAGGAAAAAUGUCGCUGGCUUCGACGCGGACCGUUCUAGGAUCAGUGUCCUUUUAGGAAAAAUCAGACGGCAAUUCGAAUGAACCCUCUGCUGUGGUGCUGCUGUGAAAGAUUCAUGAAACUGUAAAGAAAUUGAAAUGGUCUAAUAGUUUUAGUGUGGGAGGUUUUACCUUGACUAUAGAGAGAGUCAGCUUACGCUCCCCUUUUGUCCACUAUAAACAUAACCAUUUAGGAACAGAGGAGUAUAGUGUAACGCUACAUGGGCCUCUAAGGUAACGUGAUCUGAUAAUUGAAGCCUCUGGAGCCUCCUCCCUCAGACAGAAAGGUAACAAUUCAGUAAAGACAUGGACCCAUCUACUAGGGUGGUGGGUCUGGAUGCCCAGGGGAACAUGGUUUUCACAGUGGUGAAACCAGUAAUGGGCAUCUUUCAGGUGUCUUCAGAGCAAACAGGUAGUGUUGCACAAGGGGGCAUGGGGCUACAGGGUCUAUCUGAAAACGCAUUGAUCCUUCCUCAAGUGCAAGGCCAAGCUCUGGACCAGAACCAGAUGGAAAUGCACACCAUACAGCCUCAUAUUCAGAUGCCCCAGAUGCAGGUUUCUGCCCCAGUCCAGACUGAGGUUGUGUCCCAGAAUCAGGACCCACCACCAAACUCGAGCACAAAUUCUGAGUCUGCUACCCACAUGCCUUUUGCAGAGGUGUCGUCACUCCUGGAUCCCAACAUGAAAGGAUCUAAGGCUCGAAAGUAUCUCAUCUCGUAUGAUGAAAUCAAGCGGCGCCUGCAGGCCCCGGAGAAGAUGUCCCUGCGCUCCCUGGCAGCCUACACUCGGGUCAGCAGAGGCCCGGCCAGCAAGAAGACACUUCUGGAGUCACUCAAUGUACUCAGCCUCACGCCAAGCACAACUACCUCUGUGUCCUCCUCGUUCUCCAAACUCACUGAAGGCGACACCAGAGCUUUGUGUGACGAUAUGAAGGACUUCUCCCAUGACUACAUCGACUACAGCAACAUGGCUAAACAGCUCAUCCCCGAGACGAACACAGUUCAACACUGGUCCAAAAUCAUUGAAACUAAGAACCACCUGGAGGAUAUGAGAAAAUGUUUCAAGGACCCGGUCAACAGCGGUGCGUUUGACAACGUCACUCACGGUCUGGGUCUGGGAAUGUUGGACGUUGCACUGGACAUGAUCGUUAUGGUAAUUGAGCAGCAGAUUCGCAUCCUGUCUGGCACGGCGGCAUCAGACGCGGCUGACUCCGGUCCGCCAAUGAGGCGCAUCCGCAGGCGCCUCCGCAAAACCCGCCCGACUGACAAUGAGAACCCUCACAAGGUGUCAGGAGGGGUCAAAGAGCAAGGGAAGGCCAUUUCAAAAGGCAAGGGGCGAGGCCGAGCCAGGAAGAAGAUAAGGCAGGACGCUGGAGCAGCUGUUCCAAUGGAACCCCAAGCGGAGCAGUGCAAGCCAGAUGAUGUGGAGAAUAAUGUCCUUACCCUGGUUUCUGUUGGAUAUGAGACUGUUUCCAGUGGUCUCAGUGCAGCAGGAACUGUUUGACAGCUGCGCACAAGAACCAUUCAUAGUCCCUUUCAAAGGCAUACUCAGCGAUGGAACACAAGCUCUGCACAAGUUUAGCUCCUGUGAAGGAGAUCACAGCGGCUCACAGUGAGCUCAGCAUCAACGGAUAAUGUCCCAUCUUUAAGUCAAACUCCAAGGAAUAGUUGGACGUUUUGGGAAAUACCCGUAUUAGCAUUCUUGACGAGAUUGAUACUGGGGCUGAACAAUUAAUCUGAAUUUUUAAUCAAAAUAGCAAUAUGGACUAGUACAAUUUCAAAAUCGCGGCACAAUAUUUGUUUACAAAUCAUAUUCCACAGACAGUUUGGUAAAGAUCCUCGCAAAAAAAAAAUUUUCAAUACAUUUUUCAAUUAAAGUGAGAAACAAUAUCAUUCCCUCCAAUAUCGUAAAUCAAAUCACAAUAUCAAAGUCGGUCGUCAAAGUCGGUCGUCUCUAAUUGAUACCACUCCAUACUAUAAAUAUGUAGCUGGAGUUUGAGUUUUGUACAGAUUUAACUAAAAAGAUAUAAUGCGUUAAUUGGUGAGUUAGACGUUCUGGUAGGCCAAUUUUGUUGCCUUCAGACAGAGCCAGGCUAACUUUUUUCCCCCUGUUUCCAGUCUAUAUGCUAAGCUAAGCUAACCGACUGCUGCCACAUAUUGGUAUAUGGUAUCGAUCUUCACGUCUAACUCUUUGCAAAGCUAUAAAGCACAUUUUCCAAAAUGCCAAACUAUUCCUUUGAGUGAAUAAUCUUGUUUCUUUAGUAGCAAGUCUGUAGACGUAUGUGUGUAGUCUAAUCCAAUUAUAUACUAUUUUUUUAUGCUAUUGUUUUUUUUAGUGAACAGACAAAAGUCCCCAUGUAUGUAAACAUGUUGAACACUGUCCAUGCACAGAUGAACACCCAAUAAUGUAGAACAGAUCAUAUCAGAGGUCUGGAUUAUAUUUUUUGCUGGUGGUACAGUGUCUCUCAUUUCCCUGUUGUAUUUAUUGUUUAGUUUUCCAAUCCAACAUCUAUCGUUCUGUACUAGAUUGUUACUGGAACCUCAAGAGUUGAGUAAAAGAUUUCAUUUUUAUAACUACUUUGAUUCUGUUAUGGUCUUGUGAUAGAUGUCCUAUAAUGGAGCAAGCUGUGCCUAAAUGUGUAGAUCAUUGAGUUAAAAGAGAGAAUUGCUUCAUAUAUUUAAUUUGGGCUUUAAGUGACUCUAACAUUGUCGAGAAUGAUCAUUUAGAACAGUGAAAUUAUAUGGAGACAUCGGGUUGAAGCAUUGCCGUCCAACUCUGUUCAACAUUUUGCAUUUCGGGGGAAAACAGCCAUCUAAUAAUACACUUGUGAACAAAAACAGA
Molecule: messenger RNA, 2924 nt
Organism: Perca fluviatilis (European perch)
Lineage: Eukaryota; Metazoa; Chordata; Actinopteri; Perciformes; Percidae
Exons: 5
Coding region: 390-1586 (398 amino acids)
Source: RefSeq, a predicted model, not a curated record